This is a messenger RNA of Pseudogymnoascus destructans, 1226 nucleotides long. RefSeq lists its product as uncharacterized. Gene Ontology annotation, cellular component: mitochondrion. The record is from RefSeq and is a predicted model, not a curated record. The coding region runs from base 190 to 900 and encodes 236 amino acids. Lineage: Eukaryota; Fungi; Ascomycota; Leotiomycetes; Thelebolales; Thelebolaceae. The transcript is spliced from 7 exons. Gene Ontology annotation, molecular function: NAD(P)HX epimerase activity.
UGGUAUUUGGUGCGAUUAAAUAAUUAUAAGAGCUAGAUUGAUGCACGGUUAUUGUCCUGUUUAUUGUUUCUGACUGAAGAUAUUGUUCUUUUGGGGCACUUUACAAGUGGCUUUGUUCAAUCUACAUCUAUUUCUCACUUUCUCCUGUUUAGUGGGUUCCGUGGAAUAUCCAAUAUAUUUUACUGCAAAAUGGCUUUGAAGACUCUAAGUGCCAAGAGCGCCGCUGCUCUCGAUCAAGACCUGAUGACUGUCGGUGCCUUUUCCAUCGAUCAGCUGAUGGAACUGGCAGGCUUGUCAGUAUCACAAGCUGUCUACCGUCUUCAUCCUCCGAGCAGAGGUCGCCGAAUCUUGGUUGCAUGCGGCCCUGGUAACAAUGGCGGAGAUGGCUUGGUUGCAGCCCGACAUCUUUGGCACUAUGGCUAUAAACCGACAAUAUAUUACCCCAAGCAAAGCAAGAACAACCUGUAUCAGCGUUUAUCUACUCAGUUGAAAAGCCUAAACAUUCCCUUUGUAGACGACUUCCACUCUGCCAUUGAGGAGACAGAUCAUGUGGUCGAUGCGAUCUUUGGGUUCAGUUUCACUGGCGAAGUGAGAGACCCCUUCGGGCCUGUUAUAGAAGCUUUAGCAAAGUCCAAGGUAGAUGUAACUUCUGUUGAUGCCCCGUCGUCAUGGAACAUUGAAUCUGGUCCUCCAACUUCGGGACCAGGAAAGGAUUUUAAUCCUACCUCACUUGUCAGUUUAACGGCGCCGAAGCCACUGUCGAAAUGGUUCAAGGGAAGGCAUUUCUUGGGAGGCAGAUUCGUCAGUCCAGAUAUUGCAAAUAAAUACGACCUGUCAAUUCCAGAAUACCCUGGAAUUGAUCAGGUUGUGGAGCUUGACAAUUCCAACCGGAAGCUAUGAGGGAAAAUGAUGCGAAUUAUAAUAUAUUUAAAUUGCCGGUUAUUGACCACGGGUGAAAUUCCAUCCACUCUUUCAUCAACUAAUUACCAUCUAAGUUGAGUAAAUAAAUGGCUAUACGCGCGCACGGGUGUGGAUUCACAUUUUUAGUGUUGCGGUAUAACGUAGGUCGUGGCCAUAACGGGGCUAUGGCCAUACCGGGAAUCUGGCAACCACCACUAAAUCAAUGGUCACGUGACUACAAUUAAAACCUUAAUAACUUUUGUACAGUAAAAAUAUGAUAAGUCAAUAUGCUUUUAGCCAAUAUUUACGUUAUCUCAAUAUCUUUU